AUGGCCCUUUCUCUGCGCGCAGAACAUCAUGCGCAGCCGGGUCCCCUAGACCGUCUUUGGAAGGUGCUUGCCAAUCUCUACGAUCCUACCACGAACCCCGACGGGUACAUCAGUCUUGGAGUUGCGGAGAACACACUGAUGCACAGUGUCUUGAAUCAGCAUAUUCACAAGAAUUUACGUUUGCCGACGCAUGACUUGACCUACGGCGAUGGCCAGAAGCAGCUGCGUGCUACGCUGGCCAAGUUCCUCAACAGAUACUUUAAGCCAGCUACGCCCAUCGAACCAGGGCACAUUAUUGUGACAAAUGGCUGUACAUCCGCCAUUGAGCACAUGGCCUGGGCAUUGGGCAACCCGGGUGACGGCUUCUUGCUAGGGAGGCCCUUUUAUGGGGCUUUCGUGGACGAUGUCACCGGUCGCUUUGGCACCAAGCUCUUGACCGUCGACUUUAAUGACGUCGACCCCAUGGGUGUAGAAGGAGUGAAAUGCUACGAAAGGGAGCUGCUCGCUGCUCAGGAACGAGGGCAGCGGGUUGCAGGCCUCAUCCUUUGCCAGCCGCAUAACCCGCUGGGGCGAUGUUAUUCACGAGAGACCAUCACCGAACUGGUGCGUCUAUGUGAAAAGUACAAGAUUCAUUUGAUCAGCGACGAGAUCUAUGCUCUGUCCGUGUUCAACAAUAACGUGGAUAAAGACGUGACAUUCUUCCCGUUUACCUCGGCGGUCUCGAUUGAUACCACUGGUGUCAUUGACCCAGCCCUGGUUCACAUUAUCUGGGGCAUGUCCAAGGACUUUGGCGCCAAUGGCAUUCGAAUGGGCACCAUCAUAUCCCAAAGCAACCCGCUAUUUCACGCAGCAAUUGUACCCGUGUCUUUGAUGAGCUCUACUUCAGCGCUCACCGACCAUGUCGUUGACAAUAUCCUCAGCGACGAGGAAUGGGUGGAGGGCUACAUUGUCGAGAACAGGGCGCUUCUUGCCCAGCAGUACGAAUACGUGGCACAGUGGGCGAGAAGAAACAAAAUUGAGUACUCCCCAGGUGUAAAUGCAGGGUUCUUCCUCUGGGUGAACCUGGGCAAGAUUUACAAGGAAACCCAUGGCGAGGUCAAGGAAAUCAGCGAGGUUGUCAUGAACACGUUGCUUGAACAUGGGAUCUUUCUAGCAUCGGGUGCACAAUUUGGUGCUGAGCAGCCUGGGUGGUUCAGAAUCGUUUUCUCUCAUCCGACCGAAUAUCUCGAUGUUGGUCUGAAGAGGAUUGAGAAAACAGUAUUAGAAUGA
This is a messenger RNA of Emericellopsis cladophorae, 1269 nucleotides long. RefSeq lists its product as uncharacterized. Bases 1 to 1269 code for a protein of 422 amino acids. Gene Ontology annotation, biological process: amino acid metabolic process; biosynthetic process. The record is from RefSeq and is a predicted model, not a curated record. Gene Ontology annotation, molecular function: transaminase activity; pyridoxal phosphate binding. The transcript has a single exon. NCBI's taxonomy places the organism in Eukaryota, Fungi, Ascomycota, Sordariomycetes, Hypocreales, Bionectriaceae.